GUUUACACAGAGCUUCAGAAGUGCUGAAGAGCUAGGAGGACAAGAUCCUUUGGAAACAUUGCUGAAGUGUGAUUUGUCAGUCAGCAGAAGACCUGAGCUGUAUGAAGAUGACCGUGUCUUUGGUCAGUGUGCUGUUCCUGAUGACCAUUUCUUUCUGUAUAAGGAAGAGCAGUGGUCAGGUUUGGCCCCUGGACAUGGCUGAAAACUCUGUGGAUGACUCUUAUGGAGGCUGCAGGGAUGACAUGAAUAAAUUAGUGAUCUCAGAGUACAUUGAAUAUGAAAGAAAGAACACUCCUGGUUUUGCAGCUGCCUGGGAAAAUGCACUUAAUAAGCGCAAAAUACUCAGUAUACUCAGUAUAAACCAGUCUGCUGCCAUAUACAUGUAUACAGCGGAACCUCAAUGUAGGAAAGAUUGCUCAUAUGUCGAAUUUAACAAAGCUACUCGAAAUGGAUCAGCAGCCUAUCAGUCAGGUGACUUUCAGUUUUACACGCUGCAUUUCUUUCUGACUGAUGCUGUUCAACAACUCAAAAAAGAACAAACAGGGUGUGUGACCUCAUAUCGCAGAACAAGGGUUAAAUUUGAAACAGACGUUCUUAAUAAAAAAAUUCGAUUUGGGUCUUUCACUUCCAGCUCUUUGAACAAGGAUUUAACACAAUUUGGUAGAGAGUCCUGUUUUCAAAUUUACACUUGUUUUGGAGCUGCAAUAGAAAGUUUCUCAGAGUUCCCAAGUGAGAAAGAGGUGUUAAUUCCUCCAUACGAGACCUUUCUCAUCACAGCCAUUAAAGAAAUAGACAAGGAGAGAGAUCUGUGGUGUAAUGUAGUCUAUGAACUCAAAAGUGCUGGUAAGAGGAGUGAUCUUCAGUGCAUAAAAAUCAAACUAUCAGCAUUUGACAUAUCCAUUUUUGUAAUUUUUUCGUUGGUUGGUCCGUGUCUUCUGUUAUGUUUACUGUGCCGUGCUAUUUCUCUGUUGCGUAACAUAUGUAUGUAAAUAUGAGCAAACCUGUCAUAGUAGCUCUCAGAGAAAGGAAUUCACAGUAUUUAAAUUUCCUGUUCAUUGAUCAGUUCU
This is a messenger RNA of Colossoma macropomum (tambaqui), 1067 nucleotides long. RefSeq names its product NAD(P)(+)--arginine ADP-ribosyltransferase 1-like. The record is from RefSeq and is a predicted model, not a curated record. The transcript has 3 exons. Gene Ontology annotation, molecular function: NAD+ poly-ADP-ribosyltransferase activity; NAD+-protein-arginine ADP-ribosyltransferase activity. Bases 102 to 989 code for a protein of 295 amino acids. Lineage: Eukaryota; Metazoa; Chordata; Actinopteri; Characiformes; Serrasalmidae.